AUGAAGCCUCAUAAACUCAAUCAAUCUUCGUAUUCUUCUAUGUACCUUCAAGUGAUUAUCCUUUUUUCCAUUAGCUUUUUGUGCUUGCAACUUAUAACUCCUGCUGAUGCCUUAGAAGGUGGAACUGAUGGCUUAGCUUUGCUUGAAUUUAAGAGAGGGAUUGCUAGCGACCAGUUUGGCGAGUUAAGUUCAUGGAAUGAUUCUACAAACUUGUGCAACUGGCGAGGAGUAACGUGCGGCCGCCGGCAUAAAAGAGUUACCGAGUUGGACCUUCACGGGCUUCGCUUGCGCGGAUCCAUAUCGUCUCACAUUGGAAAUCUCAGCUUUCUCAGGCUCAUAGAACUCAGCAACAAUAGCUUUUCUGGUGAAAUCCCACCAGAAGUUGGCCGGUUGUUUAGGCUGCAAUAUCUCUAUCUUGCAAACAACACAUUUACAGGAGAAAUUCCAGCCCAGCUCUCCAACUGUUCCGAGCUAAGGGAAAUAGAUUUCGGAAGGAACAGACUUCUUGGAAGAAUACCUUCUGAGCUGGGAUCAUUGGCCAAUCUUGAACUGCUUCAACUCGGAGCAAACAAUUUGACCGGAAGCAUCCCACCUUCCAUUGGAAAUCUCACAUCCCUGGUGCAUUUCUCUGUCCCAUACAACAAUUUGGAAGGAAGGAUUCCCGAAGAGAUUGGCCAUUUGAACAACUUAUCGAUUCUUGCAGUGGCGGCGAACAAGUUCGCUGGUGAGUUACCUUCCUCCUUGUACAAUGUGUCAUCUAUUACUAUAAUCUCUACUGCAAGCAACAGAUUUAAUGGCACCCUUCCAGCAAAUAUAGGCCUUACCCUUCCUAAUCUCGAGUGGUUGGCCAUUUCUAGUAAUGAAUUCUCGGGCCCAAUCCCAGUUUCACUAUCCAAUGCUUCCAAGCUUGAAGCACUUGUUCUCUCCACAAACAAUUUUGUUGGGGAAGUGCCAAGAGAUCUGGGAAAACUUGUACACCUGUGGUGGCUUGGUUUUGGUACAAACUUUCUAGGGAGUAAUUCAACUAACGACCUUGAAUUUUUAAUCUCUUUGAAGAACAUUAGCUCGUUAGAAAUCUUGGACUUCAGUGACAACCAAUUUGGAGGUGUUUUGCCGGCAUCUAUAGCCAAUUUGUCAACCACACUCGCUAGCCUAUAUCUCGGUGGGAAUCGAAUAUCUGGAGUCGUCCCUGCAACAUUAGAGAAGUACACCAACUUACAAGUGUUGGAUAUGUCAGCUAACCUUUUUACAGGCAUAAUCCCCUCUUAUUUUGGUAGGUUUCCAAACAUGCAAGGUUUGGAUCUUAGUAGAAACAGACUGUUUGGACCGAUACCCCCGUCCUUCGGUAACCUCACUCGAUUGAUUGAACUAUACUUGUCCGGAAACAAAUUUAAUGGGAGCAUUCCACCGAGUAUUGGAAACUGUCAGAAUUUGCAAUACUUGGACAUCUCCCAAAAUAGUCUCACUGGAGCCAUACCAAAAGAAGUCACUGAUCUUUCCUCUCUUUCAUUGUUACUGAAUUUGUCACAGAACUCAUUAACUGGAAACCUACCAGUAGAAGUGGGUAAUCUGAAAAACAUUAACGCCCUAGAUGUUUCUGAAAACAAUCUGUCUGGCAAAAUUCCCUCAACUAUUGGAGAUUGCGAGAGCCUUGAAUACCUUGACCUGCAAGGUAAUUCCUUUCAAGGCGUCAUACCUCUUUCUUUGGCUUCCUUGAAAGGCCUUAGCCAUUUAGAUCUUUCUCGCAAUAACUUAUCGGGUAACAUUCCGAAAGAUCUACAAAAUCUUUCUUUUUUGGUGUAUUUCAAUGCUUCAUUCAACGAUCUGGAGGGCGAGGUGCCAACUGGAGGAGUCUUUCGAAAUGAAAGUGGAAUAUCAUUAAUGGAAAAUAAUAAGCUUUGUGGAGGUAUCUCAGCAUUGCAGUUGCCAGCAUGCCCCAUCAUCAAACCGAAAAAACGAGGAUUAUCUCAUGUUUUGAAGCUGACAAUCAUAAUUACUUCUGUUGUUCUAUGCUUCCUGAUGUUGUCACUCUUUCUUGUGCUGUAUUUAAAGAGAAAAUCAAAAAAGGAUUCAUGUUCUAGGCUCUCAACAGAGGACCUGGACCCCAAUCACCUCUCCAAAGUCUCGUAUAAAAUGCUCUAUGAAGCGACCGGUGGAUUUUCUCCCGACAACUUAAUUGGCUCUGGCAGUUUUGGCUCUGUAUAUAAAGGAAUACUAGCUCAGGGUGAGAGUAUUGUUGCUGUUAAGGUGUUGAAUCUUGAACAAAAAGGCGCUUCCAAGAGCUUCGUAGCUGAAUGCAUGGCACUAAAGAAUAUCAGGCACCGAAAUCUGGUGAAGAUCGUAACACUAUGCUCAAGCAUUGAUUACAAUGGCAACGAAUUCAAGGCUUUGGUCUUCGAUUUCAUGGCGAAUUCAAGCUUGGAGGAAUGGCUGCAUAGGAGGACAGAAGAUGCAACACACAGAAGAAACUUGAACUUCUUACAAAGACUCAAUAUUUCCAUAGAUGUUGCUUCAGCAUUAUAUUAUCUCCACGCUGAAUGUGAACCGCCAAUCGUCCAUUGUGAUUUAAAGCCGAGCAAUGUUCUGAUUGACAAUGACAUGGUUGCUCAUGUUGGUGACUUUGGUUUAGCAAGAAUACUCUCAACCAGAAAUGGCGGCUCUCAAAACCAAACCAGCACAAUUGGCUUAAAGGGAACUGUUGGAUAUGCUGCUCCAGAGUAUGGAAUGGGUGGUAAGGCAUCAAUUGAUGGAGAUGUGUACAGCUAUGGAGUUCUUCUGCUGGAAAUGUUCACAGGAAAGAGGCCCACAGAUGACAUUUUUAAGGACAGUCUGAACAUCCAUCAGUAUGUGAAGAUGUCAUUGCCAGAAAGACUAACGCAAAUUGUUGAUCCAAGCCUUCUCCGAAGCCAAGUAGAAGUCGAAACAGCGGCAGUUGAAGUAGAAGAAAAGGACACAAGUUGCAAAACAGAAGUAGAAGAAGAAACCAACAAUGGUGAAAAUCUUAGCCAAAUGAAUGGUAACAUUGAAAAGUGUUUGCAUGCGGUCCUCAAAAUCGGAGUCGCGUGCUCUAUGGAAUCUCCGAAGGAAAGAAUGCAGAUGAGGGAAGUGAUUAGGGAACUCCUUCACGUCAAGAAUACUUGUCACAGUUUGUCACAGUUUUAG
Morus notabilis is the source of this 3162-nucleotide messenger RNA. Its product is annotated as probable LRR receptor-like serine/threonine-protein kinase At3g47570. Gene Ontology annotation, biological process: protein phosphorylation. NCBI's taxonomy places the organism in Eukaryota, Viridiplantae, Streptophyta, Magnoliopsida, Rosales, Moraceae. The record is from RefSeq and is a predicted model, not a curated record. Gene Ontology annotation, molecular function: ATP binding; protein kinase activity; protein binding. The transcript is spliced from 2 exons. Bases 1 to 3162 code for a protein of 1053 amino acids.